UGUGUUGUGUGUGAAUUUUCCCGCUCAAGUAACCUGUUUCAUUCAUAAUUAUUUAAGUUACCGUACACAAAAUGUCUAAAAAGGAUUAUAAUAAUUUGAUAAAAGCUCUAGAUGAUAUGAACAAGUGUUUAUUUUGUGUGGAAUGCCAUCAAUUUUGUAAAAAUCCGGUGACCUUAAGCAAAUGUUUUCAUUUAAUAUGUUCGGAACAUUUCCAGGAUUUGUCGAAUUGUCCCAAGUGUAAAGUAUCUCUCAAUGAUUGUACCACUUGGUCAGACGAUAAAUUGAACGAUGCAGUUCACGCCGCGAAGAAUUUGUCGGCAAUGUUUGAGCUUUCCAAGGAAAAUAAGCCUUGCGAUUCUGUUGAAGAGUCUCCAGGGAAGGCAGUGAAUAAGAUCAGUGAAUCGUUGCCGGACACUCCUCUACUGAAUGAGAUCCUUGCUCCGAAGCGCACCCCCGCAGCCAAACAGGAUGUUCUAAACAAUUCAACAUUAUCUUUAGCUUCUAAUAUAUCCAAAUCAGGAAAAACGGUAGAGAAGAGAAACAACAAAGGUGAGACAGCAUUACACAUAGCCUGCAGAAUGGGCAAAGCUGAUAAAGUAGCCAAACUUUUAAGUGAAGGAGCAAGUACGAACACGAAAGAUAAUGCUGGCUGGACUCCAUUACAUGAGGUUGUGCAGAAUGGACGGCAGGACUUACUAAAGCUUUUAUUGAGGCACAAUACGCUAGUGAAUGUCCCGGGACAGGGCAAUGAAACCCCUCUUCAUGAAGCCAUCCGUUACAACUACAUUGAAAUUGCGAAAGAUCUAGUUGCUCAUGGAGCCGACAUUAAUGCCAGAAACUGCAAAGGCGAAACACCUCUUAGCCUCGCUACCCCAGAGAUAGCAGCUAUAAUGAAAGAUAUAGCUGAGAAAAGGUUUAUUACAGAAGACACUUUGGAUUCAGACCUUAUCCAGAAACAAAUUGAGCUUGACUACGAAGAUAUUAAAGUUUUCUGUGUCUCACAGUCUCGCUCCGUCACCAACAAGCUGAAAGCCCUAACGAAACAUCACAGCAACCUCCAUGUCGAACAAAAAUUCAGUAACAAAGUCACACAUCUCAUAGUUGACGCAGAAGAUGGCAUUUGUGACUCGAGCCUUGAAGUCCUGCAAGGCAUUGUCAAUAAUUUAUGGAUUUUAACUUCUAAAUGGGUGACAGCAUCUACUGAUUAUAACUUAGCAUCCUUCGAAGAGUAUGAAGUGCUCGGUGUUAGUACAACUACAUAUAGAGGCCCAAAAAAUGCUCGCUACAACAAGUAUAAGCUGCUGCCUGGUAUUUUUAAUGGCUGUCACUUUUACUUCCAUAGCUUCAAUACGAAAUAUAAGAUUUCAGAUAAGAUAGAAGUUACGAAAGCUAUUUUAAGUAAGCUGGUUACCGAUGCAGGAGGAAUAGCUCUUAGGAGAGCUCCGAAUCCUGAAUCUAUACCGGAAUCAGAGAAACUAAUUCCGUACCAUGCACAGAGAGACGGUAAACUGUACAAUUGUUCACAUUACAUUAUAUACAAGGACAUGUAUGAGCCACUCUACAACAUGGCGCAUUUGAAGGCUCUGCCCAUCGGCUGGCUCAUCGAGUGCAUCGAGAAAUAUCAGCUUUGUGAACCUUGGUGAAAAUUGGACACAAAGAAAAUGUUAUAUUUUUUGUUUUAAAUCUGUUGAGACAUCACAAGACAUUAGUAUUUAGUUUUUCGUCCAGAAUGAAUUCAUUAAUUAUAAGAAAUGUUAAGAAUUUAAGCGUUCAUUUUCUUUAAUUUUAUAUACCUUUAUACCCCAUAGCGCUUAUAUGGCCAGACCAAACUGUAACUUCGAAAACACAGGCAACACAUGAAUAUAUAGUUCUGGAGAAACACCCCUACCUCGUACCUUCGCACUCUACAAUCACUUAUAUCAUUGAAUAAAAUUAAAUACUUAAUAAUACUUGGUAAUAUUAUUAUUUUUGAACCGAUGAUUGCAACUGAA
This is a messenger RNA of Leguminivora glycinivorella, 1991 nucleotides long. RefSeq names its product BRCA1-associated RING domain protein 1-like. Lineage: Eukaryota; Metazoa; Arthropoda; Insecta; Lepidoptera; Tortricidae. The transcript has a single exon. Gene Ontology annotation, molecular function: protein binding. Bases 72 to 1643 code for a protein of 523 amino acids. The record is from RefSeq and is a predicted model, not a curated record.